Molecule: messenger RNA, 1524 nt
Organism: Penicillium malachiteum
Lineage: Eukaryota; Fungi; Ascomycota; Eurotiomycetes; Eurotiales; Aspergillaceae
Product: cytochrome P450
Exons: 4
Coding region: 1-1524 (507 amino acids)
Molecular function (GO): heme binding; oxidoreductase activity, acting on paired donors, with incorporation or reduction of molecular oxygen; monooxygenase activity
Source: RefSeq, a predicted model, not a curated record
AUGUCAUCAGAGAUCUCGUCUUUCCUCACUUGGACCGCACUUUCCGUCUUCGCCUGGACAAUCUAUGGAGCCAUCUGGCGGCUGUAUCUGAGCCCCUUGGCCGCGUUUCCUGGGCCGAAGAUUGUAGCCUUGACCUCCUGGGUGGAGUUUUACCACGACGUGGUUAAGAAAGGCACAUACAUGUGGGAGAUUGAGAAGAUGCAUCAGAAAUACGGACCAAUUGUCCGUGUGAGCCCUUACGAGUUGCACUGCAUUGAUCCGGACUUCUACAAUGUCAUCUACGCCGCGCUGCCCCAGAAGAGGGACAAGUACGAAAGGUUCACACGGUCGCCCGACUGCAACAACGCUACCGGUUUUACCGUCGAACAUGCCCAUCAUCAAGAUAGUAUCAAGGCUUGUGUGGAUCAGCUCUGCGCUAACAUCGUCCGCGCCCAUGCCGCCAAGGAGCCAUUCAAUCUCACUUUGGGGUCGAUUGCUACCACCAUGGAUGUCCUCACCAGCUAUAGCUUUGGCCAGUCUUUCGGGCUGCUGGCUGAUGAGGCUCUCGCUACUCAAUGGCGCGAUACCGUUUUUCACAUUAUGCGGGCCCUCCCUAUCGUCCGUGCCUUCCCGCUGCUAGUGCGGCUGGUUGACCUCUUACCCCCGAUCAUCUCCAAGCGGAUCACCCCUGAUCUGUCAAUCUUGAUAGGAUGGAAACAGCGACUAUCCGAAGAGGGCGCAAUUCUCCUUAUCGCAGGGAGCGAGACCCCGGCCAAGGUCAAUGCGGUCUUGUGGUAUCAUCUUCUAGCGAAUCCCACCAAACUCCAGCGUUUGCGAGCCGAAUUGACCCGAGUCUAUCCGGAUCCCAAGCACCCAUUACCGUCUCUGACAGAGCUUGAGAAGCUGCCUUACCUCAAUGCCUGUAUUCUAGAGGGGCUGCGCCUGCAGAGUGGAGUUUCAGGUCGUUCGCAUCGGCUGGCCCCCACAAGUCUCAGCUAUGGUGCCUGGACGAUCCCUGCCCGCACACCUCUCAGUUCAAUCUCCGUUUUCCAGCACUAUGAUCCUGUGCGGUUCCCUGACCCACAAGCCUUUCUUCCUGAGCGAUGGCUCUUAGAGGACGGGUCGGGGAUCCGCGUGGAGCUAAAGCGCAGCAUCGUGGCUUUUGGAGCGGGGACACGAUACUGCCUUGGAACAUCUCUCGCAUAUGCGGAGUUGUACUUGAUGGCGGUGGCUUUGGCGACGAGGGUUGAUAUGGAAUUGUUUGAGACAGCUAUCGACGAUGUGAAGAUCGCGCUGGAUUGGACAAUUUCUCAGCCGAAGCCUGAUACUCAGGGUGUCAGAGUCAAGCUGCGGCAACCUACUCAUUCAACUGGCACUACCAAUAUGGCGUUGAAUACUCCCUCAAAGGCUGAUUAUCUCAUAAUCGGUGGGGGAACCGCCGGUUUGGUGGUUGCAAGCCGAUUGUCCGAAGAUCCCAACAUCCAGGUGGUGGUAUUGGAGAGCGGUCCAAAUUGGUGUUUUUGGGUGUUUAGGGUGGGUGUUUAG